UGCUGACGAAAGGUUUGCUCCGCUGGUUCGUGGUUGCUGUGGGAUUUUUGUUGUUUUGAAAAAUUUCCGUACCACUCUGUGGUGUGAAAAACGCAACGACUAGUUAGGUGAAUCAUUCGUUCGUGCGUUGUUGAUGGAUCGAAAAUGAAGCAGCAGUGAAAAGAAGUGCUGUUUGUGCAGGAGAUACUUUCCUAUCUGCUUAGUGUGUAUUGUUUUUGAGUUCCUUACCAAAGGGGUGUGAAAAGUCGAACUCACUGCCCCCUAGUCAGUGUUGUGAAGAAAAUUCGUUUAAAAGCGAAGUACGAGUACGAAUUGAAUGCGCUGUUGUAUGGGCUUGGUUAAUGCUGUGCGGAAAUUAACUCAACCCAAUUUGGUUUCUAAUGUAAUAGUAUGGUAUCACGGUUCGAACGCCUAAUGGGGUGCUCCUCAAUCCCGAUAGGAGAUCGGACCUCGCCUGAGACGGUGGCACAAUGCUCAGGCCGGGGCGACUGUCUUAACGGUACGUGUCUGUGCGAAAUUCGCUACAGUGGCGAAGCGUGUUCCGGAUUUAACCUACCCUACCAUGCCGGCAUUUCGGCAGUAUUCUACUUUGUGGGCUUUGUUUCGCUGGUCCAGCUGAUGAUAUGCAUCAUUGCCGAGUACCAGCGGUUGAAGCAGCCCAGCUUUUUGGCCGCAUGUCGUUUAACUACGCAAAAGUUGUUGUAUUUCUUCGUCUUCAUUGCGGCGGUACUGCGUGGCGCUUAUUUCACCACUCCCGAAACGUUACAACCGGCAUGGGUUUCCUAUCUGAUGUCUCUAUACUAUCCGCUCGUCAUGACUUGCGCCUCGCUCGUGGUGUGCCUUUGGGCGGAGAUCUUCCACCUGCAAGGCAUCCGCUGGGAGCGAUCGCAGUUCUUGUCGAAAAGUUUUCUCGGAUUUCUGGCCUUUAAUCUGCUACCCUACAGUCUGUUUCUGGCGGAAAUUGCGUACUCGCAUCUAUUCACCGGACGCAGCACGUCGUUCUUUAACGGAUGUUACGCAGUGUUGCUGCUGAUCGUGGUCAUCUUUUUCCUCAUCUACGGCGUCGAAGUGUUCUUCAAGGUCCGUGGUGGCUUCGUCUAUGACUUCGGCGUGGUGCCAAAUAGUGAAAAUGUGAACGCUUCCCAGCUGCACCAAUCGCGCUUCGGUUUGCUCAGCCAAGCGAUCAUGAUGAUAGUGAUCGUCGGUUUUCUCACCUCGGAAACAUUAGGCGAUUUUUGGAAGAAAAAGGUGCCGGUGUACUCACGCAACUGGCACGAUAUUGUAUUCCGGCUGGCGGAGGUCGGUGUUGCGCUUUGGUUCCCGUGCUGCCUGUGGAACUCGAUGGCUCCGGAGCAGCUGUGGAUAUUGAACCCGCGCAAGCUUCUGACACGCCAGAUCGAUCCGGUUGCGGGCAGCGCGUGUGGGGCAGGAACAGCGGAAGCACCGGCCGAACCGUCCACCUCGGCCAACGCCGAAGAGGGACAAUCGUUUCUGGCGAAAAAGGACUGCUGGAUUUGUUACGAUACGGAUAAACCGGAACCGCUGAUCCAGCCGUGCAAAUGCAUCGGUGACGUUAGCUCGGUACAUCAUGAGUGUUUGCGCCGCUGGCUCGUGGACAGCUGCGCCAACAGUGAUGCCGUGCUGAAGUGCAAAGUGUGCGACUCACCGUACGAAAUUGAGCGAUCAAACAGGCUCGAUUGGGAGAAGGGUUUCACGAUCCAGCACUGGGCCAAAACGAUCAUCAUCGUGACGCUGAUGUGCAUCACGGGUGCGGGCGCUUGGGUCAUCAUACAGCUGAACGAAGAUUCAUUCGUGCGCGUCCUUGUGGCCGGGUUUGCGAUCAUCAUCGGGUACAUACUGUUUAAAAUGCUCGGCGAGAACACGGUGACCGCGAUCCAGCGGGCAAAGGUGAGCUCGAUCUACAUCGUUACCUCGGUGAACGAUCUGCAAACUUAAGAACCUACGGGGUAUAUGAAACCCAUAAUGAUUUUUGAUGAUUGCUACUCAGCUGCGCUACCCCGGGAAGAAUUUUUAUGUCGAACGUUGAUAAAGUGUGGUAUAUCAUAUGUUUAGGUACACUUGAUUGUGAUUGAGUGCGUUACGCGCCCGAGGCGCUUAGAAAGUUGCACGCAUUUGCGUUUCGUAUGUGUAGAUCUUUCACUAUGUUGGACGCCAAUUUGAACAAUGAAAGAUCGCUGCAAUGGAGAGGAGUCAUCGUUAACACACCUUCUUAACGAGAACCUCCGAAUGAUUCAUACACGUGCGUGGAGAUGUUCGUGCACAGAUGAGGUGAAACAUAUUUACUGCAAGCAGGAGCUAACCCAACAAUAUAUAUAUUUACAUAUAUACAUAUUUAACGAUCUGGAAACGGAAGAUCUGGACGAUGAUGCGUAGUAUGAUUUGAGGCUAGACGCUUUUUACAUACAAAUAUGUAACCGCGUGUACAUCUGCUACGAAAUCACACCUUCCUAGGGCGAUACUAUCGAUACUCCGCACGUGUUUUGUGCCGCACUAAGCCAGCUCUUCUGUCAAACCGAUCGCGUUUGGCGUUUCGUUCGAUUAACCUAUGUUUGGUAUUGGCUUUAAUGAAACGAAAUAAGAAACAAAUUGCAUUGUGCAUGUUUCGCAAACUAAAAUAAUCUAAUCAGACGAACAAAACCCCAACGGCAGCAAAGGGCACAAAAUUGGGCGGUUCAGGCACACAAAACGCGUCAUAAAAUAGCAAUCACUCACGCCCCUGUUACAAGUGUGUAUGAUAAAGCCCGUUGCAGCGAUGCGCGGGUUCAACUGGUUGGAAGAUCUUUUAUUUUCCAUUUCCCAUUUAUGUAAUUGAAGUGUGUGCGUGUGUGUAGUUUCGUUUUUUUUUAUACACAUAUAUGUGCAAGUGAUAUUGAGUUAUGCAUGAGCGUAUUUUUAAACAAAGGCAAGAGGAGAAAAAACACAUAAUUAAGUAGCAUUAAGUUCCAAUUUGUAUAGCAAAAAACUAUGCGCCGAGUGCGUAUAUGAUGUAGUGUAGAGCGUAGGAAAAGUGGGCAGGAAGAAAUUUAGUUGCUAGUAGUGCCAAGGAACGAUUGAUAUCGGACCACGAAGGCUGUACGAAAUAGUUUCCCCACGGUUCCGAAAACCGAAGGUCGAGCAUUUGUGGAUCACUGGAUACAGCGAGUUGGACAAUUUGUGGACAAUGAGGAAUGAUAUUUAAAAUCACUGAUUGGCCACAAAAAUCAUUAUUAAAGGAAUGAGUUUGUUGAGAAAAUUUUACCGCAAAUGACGGUAAUUUCUUCCUUUUUAUUUAUUGCUAACCGUGAGUUAGAUCCGUUGUUUUGUUAUUCGGAACCGUGAACACUUUAGGGAUGAUUUGAUUUGCAUGUCCAUGCGUGAAAGGUAGCGAGACACUUGCGAGUACUAGACUAGUGAUAUAAUUAGACUUAACACAUUUGUCAUAUAUUUACCGUAUACUUUUGUUUUCAUCUUCAGUUUCCUUUUUUAUAAUUUCUUGUACAACACAAAAUCAGACACACUUUUGCCUGGCAGAGUACGGGGCAGAUGUUGUAUUACUGCAGGGUUUGUCUGUGUUGUGUUUUUGUUUUCAUCUAAAAAUUACUGUAAAGUAAGAUUCCAGCAAAGGAACAAGUUAUACAUGAAAGAGAAGAGAGUUGCUAGAGACGAUAACGCUGACGUUUUACAAAAAGUGUGUAAAUGAAGUCUGCAGUUAAGCACUAAAUUGAAUUUGAGCUGGUAUGUUGUGGGAAGAGAAAUUGCUAAACAAAACAAAUGCAAAAAGUCAUAAAAUCAUCGCUAUGCUGUAAGUAGAUCAAUUUCGGUACUUGGACAAAACGAACAAAACACGAGAAGGAGAUGGUGUAGACAAACCAUAUAAUUCCUAUCAACUGAAGUAACAUUGAUAAAAGUACUUGAGAUCUCACUAUUGCACUAGUACACUCCCGUGCUAGACGAUCAUCAUUUUAGUAGCCAGGGAGUAUGAAGAAGGGAGGUGCGACGACAGGAACACGUUACUGUAAGGUUGUGUUUGCACGCAAAAUGAUCCAAAACUACACUAGAAAAGCGAACUAGCUGAACUGAUUAGCACAAAGAGAGAGUAUUUAGUUUACAGAACUCAAAACAUUUAGUAAUUGAUUGUGAACAACGAGAAAACGAACGAGAUGGGGUUGUAGAUCGGUCGGUUCCCGUUAUGGUAACCGGAUUGGGAAACGGAAUGAUUCCCAGUUCCCGAGUGAUGUGUGUAAUAUUCUCCAUUUAUUUUCAACUCUAUUCAACAUAUAUACGAACUUGUUUUUCCCCCUUAACCAUAUAACCUAUGUUAAAUUGUUCUCUUCGUGUAAGAUGAUCCCUGUAACCGAUUUACCUGCUGAAAAGUGUCAAUUGCGAAAUGUGUUUCAUUUCGGUUCGAUUUCGCUUUUAAAAAGUUGCCAAAUGGUGACUUGGCAACAAAAAAAAAGAAACAAAAUACAAAAUGCAAUGACAAACACUGAUGUAAACCAAAACCAAAACAAAAAUUUAAGCUAACAAAAACGCACUGAAUGAAUUUAUGAUAAAAAGAUGUUAAAAGAUGUAUUUUCUUGAACAAUAUAAAAAAGAAACACAACACAUUCACAGGAAAAAAAAAACACGUGAAAUGCUAAUUAACAUGCGAAGCAAUACAUUGCAAGAACACAAAAGAAAUGAAAGUGAAAACUAAAAGUGUGUACAUUAGAAGAGAGAAAAGAAGAAAUAAAACAGCCUCAAAGGCAACAUGAGUUAAAGAGAGUGCACCUAAAUGGAUUGCACAGAAGAAGAAAAG
Molecule: messenger RNA, 4798 nt
Organism: Anopheles moucheti
Lineage: Eukaryota; Metazoa; Arthropoda; Insecta; Diptera; Culicidae
Exons: 8
Coding region: 391-1956 (521 amino acids)
Molecular function (GO): zinc ion binding
Source: RefSeq, a predicted model, not a curated record